GGUUAAGAAGUGAUGGCGCAGCGCAGUCGGAGCUUGAGACUGGGACUGUGAAGCUGCAGCUCACUGGUCUCAGGAUUGUCCGCGCGAGCGGGGACUGCGAAGUUGGCCGUUAUUUUACAAAGCGUGGGACUCGCGACUCGAGGAUCAUGCCAGCUGCUUGUGAUUCAUUAGUGGAAGACAUUGAAGAUAUUGUAUCAGCACAAGAUCCAAAACCUCAUAAUCGACAGUUUGCAAAACAGAACAUUGUCCCACAUGUUAGAAAGAGAAACAAACACAAGCAGGAUGAGGGGACAGAAGAUCUACAGGCUGACAGUGUUAUCCCUGGUGCACAGAAGAUCUGGGUGAAGACCUGGGGAUGUUCACAUAACAGUUCCGAUGGAGAAUAUAUGGCAGGCCAACUGGCUGUUUAUGGAUAUAAAAUUACAGAUAAUUCAUCUGAUGCAGAUUUAUGGCUGCUAAAUAGUUGUACUGUGAAAAACCCAGCUGAAGACCACUUCAGAAACUCAAUUAAGAAAGCUCAAGAACAGAAUAAAAAGGUAGUAGUUGCUGGAUGUGUUCCUCAAGCCCAACCACGGAUGGACUACAUUAAAGGCUUGAGCAUUAUUGGGGUUCAGCAAAUAGAUCGUGUAGUUGAAGUUGUUGAAGAAACAAUUAAAGGUCACUCUGUGAGACUAUUGGGCCAGAAGAAGGAUAAGGGUAAACGACUCGGCGGAGCUCGACUAGAUUUGCCAAAGAUAAGAAAAAACCCAUUGAUAGAAAUAAUUUCUGUGAACACUGGGUGCCUGAAUGCUUGCACUUACUGUAAAACCAAGCAUGCAAGAGGAGACCUGGCCAGUUACUCAGUUGCAGAACUAGUAGACAGAGCCAUACAGUCGUUUCAAGGAACUAUAUCUACCUCCUUGAAAGCAUUCAAUGUUUUGGUCUUAACCACUUUGUGCUGUUACUGCUACUGCUGUUCAUAUGGAUGUCAAGAAGGUGUCUGUGAAAUAUGGCUGACGAGUGAAGACACAGGGGCUUAUGGAAGAGACAUUGGGACAGACCUUCCAACACUGCUUUGGAAACUGAUCGAAGUUAUUCCUGAGGGAGCAAUGCUGAGGCUUGGUAUGACCAAUCCUCCAUAUAUUUUAGAACAUCUGGAGGAAAUGGCAAAAAUUCUUCUUCAUCCAAGGGUUUAUUCCUUCCUUCAUGUGCCAGUUCAGACUGGAUCAGAUAGCGUUCUUAUGGACAUGAAGAGAGAGUACUGCAUAGCGGACUUUAAAUUGGUAGUAGACUUCUUGAAGAAGCAGGUGCCAGGGAUUACAAUUGCCACCGACAUUAUCUGUGGUUUUCCAGGUGAGACAGAAGCUGACUUUCAAGAAACUCUGAAACUAAUUCAGGAGUAUAAAUUUCCAAGUCUGUUCAUCAAUCAGUUCUAUCCACGUCCGGGCACCCCAGCUGCAAAAAUGGAACAAGUCCCAGCCCAAGUGAAAAAACAAAGAACAAGGAUGCUGUCCCAGCUAUUUCAGUCCUAUACUCCAUAUGACCAUAAGAUUGGUGAGAGGCAGCAUGUUCUGAUAACAGAAGAAUCAUUUGAUGGCCAAUACUAUGUCGCUCACAACAAAUUUUAUGAGCAAGUUCUGGUGCCUAAGCAACCCGAGCUUCUGGGGAAAAUGAUCGAGGUAGAUAUUUAUGAAGCAGGAAAACAUUUUAUGAAGGGUAAACCAGCACAAAAUGGAACAAUCUACACUCCUUCAAUCGUGAAACCCUUAAUAAAGGGUGCAGUAUCGGGGAUGAUGGAGGAAUUCAAGACCAUUAAUGAGAAUGCACAUUACUGCUGGAGCAGUGGAAAGUCCUUCAGUGCAGGCCUGAUGCCUUGGAACCUGAAAUGCCCAAGAGUAAAGAUAGUAUCUGUAAGCCUGGCUGUGUUGGCAGUGAUAACGGCUGUAACUGUAGCAAUAUUCAGAUAGGUCCUUUGAUGUCAACUGAACAAUUUUCUACCUAAAACGAGAUCUGAAACUGUGGUCUCAGUAUUUACACACAAUACUGAGGACGCUUUAAUGAAGGUAGUAUAUGCUUGAACAUUUUAUACAAGUUUACCUUGUUUAAAGCAAGUGGGUAACUUUUUUUUUACUUUUCUGUCCAUGGUAUUGCAAUGCAAGAUCAUGCAGUCGUUAGCCAAUGAGAAGAAUAUUUUUAUUCACACUGUAAAAUCAUGUGUGUUUAUGUUUGAGAUUUUUAAGUGCAUUAGACUUAAUAAAGCAGAAAUGUUUUGCACA
This is a messenger RNA of Stegostoma tigrinum, 2255 nucleotides long. RefSeq names its product CDK5 regulatory subunit associated protein 1-like 1 (gene cdkal1). Gene Ontology annotation, biological process: tRNA methylthiolation. Gene Ontology annotation, cellular component: endoplasmic reticulum. Bases 147 to 1946 code for a protein of 599 amino acids. The record is from RefSeq and is a predicted model, not a curated record. Gene Ontology annotation, molecular function: tRNA (N(6)-L-threonylcarbamoyladenosine(37)-C(2))-methylthiotransferase activity; 4 iron, 4 sulfur cluster binding. The transcript is spliced from 16 exons. Lineage: Eukaryota; Metazoa; Chordata; Chondrichthyes; Orectolobiformes; Stegostomatidae.